Messenger RNA from Ilyonectria robusta, 730 nucleotides. RefSeq lists its product as uncharacterized. Bases 134 to 532 code for a protein of 132 amino acids. The record is from RefSeq and is a predicted model, not a curated record. NCBI's taxonomy places the organism in Eukaryota, Fungi, Ascomycota, Sordariomycetes, Hypocreales, Nectriaceae. The transcript has a single exon.
UAAGCGUGUACUGAUUUGCCUGAAUUGGGGCAAGGGAAGGCAUCCUCCUCCUAUGUUGCCUCUGGUUUCGACUUAGUUUAGUAUUCUUGACAAACCUGACUUUAAGGUACGAAGAUCUAACGGACCCUGGAUAAUGAUUGCAACCGAGAAUGUGGCCAUGCUAGAAGGCUUGUUUCAUAUUGGUAUGUUGGAACACAAGGAGCGUCUUUGCAGGUGGUCAGAUUGGCCUGUCGAAAAGCAAAGAGCGGUUCUCGAUAUCUUGCGGACAGGUGCGAAGACGCAAGUAGCCGAAGAAGCCCUUCUUGAAGCGGGUCUGUAUAAAAAAGCCCGAAGGGAAUACGUGGGGGGAGGAUUCAGGGCCAAUUUACUGGGUCGAUACGGUAUAGUCUGUCAAGCCAGGAGUUUGAGGAAUACUGCACCGUCACCACCCCGAACGGAGAUGGCCCAGUCUUCUAACCCUACCAUGUCUUAUCACGGCCUCAAGCACAGGCACUCGGCUGGGACUGGAAUUUCCUUGAAUCCAAGACAAUGAAGAUGAUCAGAGCUAUGCGGCAGUUCUGCAACAUACAUGCAGAGCAAGCCGGUUAUGGGGAACCUCUUGUCGACUCCGACAUCCUUAUCUACUUACUGGUUGGGACAUCCCUUUUGCGACAAGAUUCGGACAGCCAAGAAGGAACGGCCUUGGGCAGGCCGAGAUGAGAUUGCCUUCCACCUCCUAGACUGAUGAAGU